Molecule: messenger RNA, 609 nt
Organism: Racocetra fulgida
Lineage: Eukaryota; Fungi; Glomeromycota; Glomeromycetes; Diversisporales; Gigasporaceae
Source: the annotation of a GenBank genome assembly
AUGACAAUUACUGGUAAUUCUGUAGUUGGAGUUAGUAAUAAUGGAACUUUCAAUUCCACAUCAAAAAGAGAUAAAAAAGAAGGUGACAAUGAUUUUGAUGAUAAGCAAGAGAUCAAAAGGACUAAAUAUACUACUCCACCGCAGCCACUGUAUAAAGCGUACAACUUACGACCACCUAUAGACAAAACUUUAGAGAACAAAAAUACAACAUUCUCAUCUGCAUCAACGGAUGCAUCCUAUGUUCCAUAUUUUGAUUCUCCGACUUCAGAAAAUUCAAUUAAGACAAAAAAGCCAUAUUACAUUGAUUAUUUUAUAGGACUCGGAAAUGUUGAAUGGGACCUAAUAGAAGGUGCUACUAGGAAUUUACAAGGACUUCGUGAAUUCUUCGAUGAUGAGUUAUGGCAGUGCAUUUUUUUAGAAAUUCGUACACAAUAUUCUUACGUAGAUAUUCCAGAACGUGUCUUUGAUUUGUGCGGAACAGUUGUGAAGAUCGCAUCCAAGCAACAGGACCCUCGACAGCGUCGAACCGAAAUAAAAAGUUAUCUAAGAAGUUACAAUACUAAUGGAGAAUUUGAAGAAAUAAUGCAUGAUAUUCUUUAUCGUUUGUAA